Messenger RNA from Melospiza georgiana, 2548 nucleotides. RefSeq names its product CDP-diacylglycerol synthase 2 (gene CDS2). Gene Ontology annotation, cellular component: endoplasmic reticulum membrane. The coding region runs from base 11 to 1357 and encodes 448 amino acids. NCBI's taxonomy places the organism in Eukaryota, Metazoa, Chordata, Aves, Passeriformes, Passerellidae. The transcript is spliced from 13 exons. The record is from RefSeq and is a predicted model, not a curated record. Gene Ontology annotation, molecular function: phosphatidate cytidylyltransferase activity.
CGGGUCCGGCAUGAGCGAGGCGCGGCUGCGGCCCGGGCGCGGCCCCGGCGGGGCCCGAGACCCCCAGGACAAGGAGUCAGAGUCUGAGAACAGGCUGGAUGGAGAGACAGCGUCAGACAGCGAGAGCAAGUCCGAGUUCGGGGGGUCCUCGCCUGUGCCCACCUCAGAUGACACCCCAGAGGUGCUGAACAGGGCCCUGUCCAACCUGUCCUCGAGAUGGAAGAACUGGUGGGUGAGAGGGAUCCUCACGCUGGCCAUGAUCACCUUCUUCUUCAUCAUCAUCUACCUGGGCCCCAUGGUGCUGAUGACAAUAGUGAUGUGUGUGCAGAUCAAAUGCUUCCACGAGAUCAUCACCAUCGGCUACAACGUGUACCACUCCUACGACCUGCCCUGGUUCAGGACGCUCAGCUGGUAUUUCCUGCUGUGUGUGAAUUAUUUCUUCUACGGGGAGACGGUCACUGAUUAUUUCUUCACGCUGGUGCAGAGGGAGGAGCCGCUGAGGAUCCUCAGCAAAUACCAUCGCUUCAUCUCCUUCGCCCUCUACCUCACAGGGUUCUGCAUGUUUGUGCUGAGCCUGGUGAAGAAGCACUACCGCCUGCAGUUCUACAUGUUUGGCUGGACCCACGUGACGUUGCUGAUCGUGGUCACCCAGUCCCACCUCAUCAUCCACAACCUGUUUGAAGGAAUGAUCUGGUUCAUCGUGCCCAUCUCCUGUGUGAUCUGCAAUGACAUCAUGGCCUACAUGUUUGGCUUCUUCUUCGGCCGCACGCCGCUCAUCAAGCUCUCCCCAAAGAAGACCUGGGAGGGUUUUAUUGGAGGAUUUUUUUCCACUGUUCUCUUUGGGUUGCUGCUGUCCUACGUGAUGUCGGGGUACCGCUGCUUCACGUGCCCCGUGGAGUUCAACAACGACACCAACAGCUUCACCGUGGACUGCGAGCCCUCGGAGCUGUUCCAGCUGCAGGAGUACAACGUCCCCGUGCUGCUGCACUCCGUGCUGGGCUGGAGGACCGUGAGGAUGUACCCCUUCCAGAUCCACAGCAUCGCCCUCUCCACCUUCGCCUCCCUCAUCGGGCCCUUCGGCGGCUUCUUCGCCAGCGGCUUCAAGAGGGCCUUCAAAAUCAAGGACUUUGCCAACACCAUCCCAGGCCACGGGGGCAUCAUGGAUCGCUUCGACUGCCAGUACCUGAUGGCCACCUUUGUCAACGUCUACAUUGCCAGCUUCAUCAGGGGCCCCAACCCCAGCAAGCUGAUCCAGCAGUUCCUGACCCUGAGGCCAGAGCAGCAGCUGCACAUCUUCAACACCCUCAAAGCUCACCUGGUGGACAGGGGAGUGCUGGCCAGCCUGGAGGAUGCAUAGGCAGGAGCUUGGAGCAGGACUGAGAGCACACAGGCCUCCUCCAGGGAGUCCCCUGAUUUCAGACAAUAACAAGGCCUCAUUUCACUGUAACUUUUUCUUCCUUUCUUGGUAAAUGUUUGCAUUUGUGGUUUAUUUUAUUUUAUUAUUUUUUUUUUCUAAAUAAUAUAUUUAUAGAGCUUUGGUUCAAAGAGCGAAUGCUGGGUUUGUAGCUGAGAGGAGGUGAGGGGUGGUGGAGCAGGAGGGGAUGGAUGGCUGUCCUGCUCAGGGGGCAGCUCUGGGACCCUCCUCCUGUGCUGGGGAAUGUCCCAAGGCAAUUCCUGCCCGAGGGAAUCUCCUGGCACAGGGAGAGGAUCCUGCGUGAGCCCAUUCCCGCUGCAGCUGCUCUCAGUGCUGCUCCUGCAGUGCCUCUCACAUUCCCUCUCCUCUGCCCUGGCAAAUCACAUUUUUGUGGCCACCCAAAGCAGGAGCAGGCUGGGCACAGGGAGUGGCAGCUGUGUGUGGGAACGUGGGAGCUUCGGAUUCCCCCAGAACCCGUGGAGGUAAACGAGAUUUAGAAGUUUCACUGAGCAAUUCCUGCCAGGUGAGAACAAUUUUUAAACUCCUUGGUUUGUUUCCCCCAUUAAAUAACCUUUAGAACCACACUUCUUCAUUUCUCCAAGCUUGGAAACCCCACACGAGAUGUUUGAAGGAGCCUGGGCAGCAGUUCCCAGGCAGUUUCUGGGGGUUUUGUUUUCUUUCAGGGAUCAUGUCUGUUUGUUACUUGAGUUGUAGAAGUCGUGCUGCUGAGUUUACCAAGGUCUGUGUUGCAUUUCAGUCUGGGUUCAUUUCUCUGCAGGCUUCUGUCCUGCUUGGCUCACUGAAUCUUGUCAGAGGUAGUUUUUACUUUAUAGCUGCAGGUUUUAUGAAGUACUUUCCUUUAUUUUGUCAUACUUUUUUAUUAUUUAAAAAUGAGAGAGCCCUAAAGAUUGUAAAACUUUCCUUUUUUUUUUUUUCUUUUUUCCUUUUUUUUUUUUUUUUUUUUGUGACCAGAUAGUGAAAAUAUCCCCAUUUACUCCUUGUGCAAACACGAGGGGACUCUGCUUUUCCUUCUUUCCAUAGUUUGUGCAUGGGAGAGAGAAACUUUACUUUGUUUUAGCCCAGGGAACGAGUGACAGGGAGAGCUCCUGCAGAACUACACUGGAGUUUUCAAAA